Molecule: messenger RNA, 2782 nt
Organism: Hemibagrus wyckioides
Lineage: Eukaryota; Metazoa; Chordata; Actinopteri; Siluriformes; Bagridae
Product: interleukin-5 receptor subunit alpha-like
Exons: 12
Coding region: 163-1104 (313 amino acids)
Biological process (GO): cytokine-mediated signaling pathway
Cellular component (GO): external side of plasma membrane
Molecular function (GO): protein binding; cytokine receptor activity
Source: RefSeq, a predicted model, not a curated record
CCCACCAAAAAUCCCUUCUUCCAUAUCCGAAUCGUUGCAGGAAGCAGCGUCAUUGCCCUCCAUCUCUGCUCCAGUUACAUCCCAGUGUUUCCAGUUCGGUCGCCUGUUCUGUCUUACCCAAACUCCGUCUCAGAAAGAGUGGCCCUGAGAGCGCAGUUCAAAAUGAGGCUGUGUGAAUUGCUGGUGACUCUCUCCUUGUUUCUGGUAGACGUAAAUGGCGAUAACAUAGACGACAGUUGUACAGAGACAAACGCCACUGUUGAACAGACAAUGGACAGUGUGACUCACAUAAAUUCAAGUAUAUAUGCAAUCCGAUGUGUCAUCUAUGAUGAAGAUAAAUUAAAUUGUUCCUGGAGCACAGACUCACUUCCUGAGAAUGCACAGUAUUCUGCCUUUUACAUUCUAGACGAGAGCAACGAAGUCCAUCAUCUAAAUUGUGUCUCAGAUAGUUCAAAAAAAUUGGUUGAAUGCCACAGAGGGAACAAUUUUUUUGAGGAUUCAUGUCUGUCUGUUAAGGUCAACGUUACAAUAAAUGGCUACUGGUACAUCAUCUUGCAAAAUUAUGAAACAACAGAAAUCGAAGUGCCAAGUCCCCCAGAAAUUACUAUACAUUUAUAUAAGUCAAGAAACUUAGAGAUACAGUGGUUGCAGACAAGAAGUUUUAGUUCUAAACUGAACAAAUGUUUUACGUAUGGUCUGAAGAUUAAUAAUGAGUUAGUAAAUGUGACCAAUAAAUUGGCAUAUAACGUGACAAACUUUGAACCAACAAAGAGUUAUACUAUUCAAAUAAGAUCCAAACAAACAAAAAGCUGUGUCACUAAUGCUCAAUGGAGUGAGUGGAGUACACCCAUUGUGGUCGGCCCAGCUAAGCCUACCUACGAGCUUAAUGCAGGUGUGAUUGCAUCCAUUGUUUUUGUGCUUCCUAUGAUUCUUUUGGCUUUUCUGCUGGUCUGCAAGUUCCAGAGGUUAUUUGAUAAGCUGUUUCCUUCCAUUCCAAACCCAUCCAGGAAUGUCCAAAUGAUUCUUGAGAAAAACUAUUACAAUCAGGAUAUGCCAGCUAAACAAUGUGAAGAAGGGGCGGAAAUCCUUGAGGUGAUCGGUUGAACAAUUCUACAUUGACGUCUUUAAAAAAAACCCAGCAUUAUCUACAUUAUAGAAAACUGGUCAGACUUUGUGAGACUCUGCACAAAUAGGAUAAGUUAAACAGAGUUUGAGGAUGUUGCAUGUUGCACACUUCUCAGUGGUUAUUAGGUGUAAAAGAGGGGCUAAAACAGAAUAGUUCUGCAGACAGCUGUGGUUAUAAGUGAGUGAACAAAAGCACGAGCUAUCGCCUUAUGUGUCAUUUUUCCUGCCCCAAAAAAGCCAACAGUAUUAUUGUAUCACUGUUAUGCCUUAUGCUCAAUGUUUUCAGUUAAAUACACAACAUGAACAAGCCUAUGGGUUGUGCAGAUACUGUGAUGUUCUUCAGCACUGUCUUUAUAGCAAUCAGUUAAAAUGCUUUAGUACAUAUAUUUUAUAUCCAAAUAACGCAGAAAAUAUAAACAGGUUGUAUAAUGAAUAUAUAUACACUACCAGUCAAAAGUUUGGACACACCUUCUAAUUCCAUGGUCUUUCCUGAUGUUUAUUUCUUUCUACAUUGUAAAACAAUGUUGAAGGCGGCCGAAAUACACAAUAAUCUCCUUUGAACAGUUGAUAUUGAGAUAUGUCUGCUACUGAUGCUCUGUAAAGCCUUCAUAACGGCUCUAAUCUGAGGUGCUAAUAAUUGGUGAUUUCUAAGGCUGAUUUUCUUCAGCAGAGGUAAGUUUUGGUCUUGCUUUACUGGGAUGGUCUUCAUGUGAGCCAGUUUCAUCAUGGUGCUCGAUGGGUUUUGUAAAUGCACUUGACAAUACUGUUCUUGCAAGAACUAUUCCAGAACACCUGACCUUCGUGUCUUAAAAUAACAACUGACUGUUUUUUGUUGUCGUUACAUAUGGAUUACUUAAGUCCAUGUGUGUUAUUUCAUAGUUUUGAAAUCUCCAGUAUUGUUCUAGAAUGUAGAAAAUAAAUCCCCAAACAAAAAACAUUGAAUUAAAAGGUGUGUCCAAACUUUUGACUGGUAGUGUAGAUUCAUACAUUUCUUUCAAGUGUCUCACUGUUUAUUGCUGUAAUUAUUUUUAGCAAGCCUAUGACUAAAUGCACAUCCUUCCCUUAAAGGCAUUAGAGCAUUUCACAUGGGUACUUUCCAUCGUGUUUAUGUGUACAAAAGCUUUGUAAUAUCUAGCACAGUAUGCUUUAUAUUUCAUAUUUCCCAUGGUCUCAGUGUGAAACAUUUUGACACAAGGACAUCGGAUACAGGACUGAUUGGUUUUUCUUAUAAUGGUUUCUUUUUGUGUUUAUUCUUUGAUUCAUACUGAACAAUUCUGAAGAUCCUAUGCACUGAAAUUGAUCUCGGAUCAGGAUGCUCACGUCCGUGUCGUGUAUUUUUGUGUACAUAAUUUAUUCGUUUUAACAAAAGUUGUAUUUUUUCAUAUUGUACUUUUUCAUCUUUUUUCAAUAUUUCGGAUUUAUUUUAAAAUUCAUGAAAUCUUCAAUGACCCGGAUGUAUAUAUGCCAGUUCUGGGUAGUAGCAAGAAGGGCAGAUUAAAGAUUUGCCUCUUGUGCCUGGUGUACCGCUAACAAAGAUCACUAUGUGCUUUAAAUAACAAAGUGGGUGAUAAAAAAAAAAAAAAAUGAAAACAGGUGCUGAAAUAGAUUUUCUUGUGCUGCAAUUUAAGACUAUUUAAUAAACUAGAAUGUAUUUCUA